AUGUCAUCUCUGGAGAACACUGCUGCCCUGAUGGAGUCUGCAGCUGAUCAGAAGACACUGAUCACAGAAAAGCUGAACUUGAUCAUCGGAAAGUCAGUGGACAUCUCCCAUUUGACCUUGGCAGAUUCUACAAUGUUAUCUGACUUAAAGGAGAUAGAUGACAGACUGCAGGCUGAAAUCAGGAAGGUAUCAGAACAAAGCAUUGAAGAGGAAAGACAAAGGCCAGAAGCCACAUCCCUGUCACCCAUCUGCCAGGCACUCCACUGCAGUGUCCAUCAUCUCAAGCAGCUCAGACAGCAGCUGGGGAAAGUUCAGUCAGUUGCUGAGGCUCUGGAUCACUUCCUGGCCACAGUGAGAGAAGUCAAGGCUGAGAUCCCAACCCUGCUGGCAAACCAGGAUCCGAACAGGCAGAAAAAUGAGGCCAACUGGGAGCAGGGUAGACAUUCUUGGCAGGCAGCAAUGCAGAGGUUGCAGGCUGCUAUGAAACAAUCUGAUAGUGUUGACAGUAGUUUAAAUGCAGUGGGCAUGACUCUGACCAUGGAUGGUACUAAUGUGACAUGUCAGGAUGUGGUGAAAUCCAUGUCUAAAUGUGUUGUGGAGAUGGAGAAAAAAAUGGUGAUAGCCAGUAAAAAACAAAGAGAGGAAGAACUUUUUUUUCUGGAAAAGGUAAAAAUACUGGAACAUGAGAAGCUGAAUCCUGUGGAGAUUUGUGUGAUGAAAAUUGGGAAUAAUUUUCCAAAGCAAAGCAGGGCACAGGAGUAUUCCACACCAAGUGGGACAGAAAAUGAGUUGGCACUGGAGCCUAAAAGGAGUAGGUUGGAAGGAGAGAACUACAUAAAGACACAACGAGAGGAAGCUCAAACAAUGAAACCUGACAAUACUUUAAGAACCAAGGAACAGAGACCAAGACAAAGAAGCAGCCAGAUUAAGAAAGAGGGAGAAGAGAAGCAGAGUUUGGUCCAGAGGAGAACUGCCUUGCUUGCAGCAAUGAGGGAGAUGAAGACUACAGCUGAGCAGCUGAGGCUCCAGGAGCCUAGUCUACCUGCUCUGCAACAGAGGACACGUGCCUUGACAGAGUUAGAGAGUUCUCUUGCUGGCCUCCUCUCUGAGGUACAGUACAUACAAGAUGCAACUUCACAAUCAGGAAUCCUUGAUGAAGAUCACAUCAGAGAGAUGGAAGAUCUUUGGGAGGAGACAACAAAAGCUGUAACUGAACGGCUGGAACAGUGUUGUGUAGUAACAGAGCUGCUGAGGAAGUUUCAGAGUCUUCAUGGUGAGCUGAGUAUGACACUGCAGAGAGCAGAAAACAUCAUCAGUAAUAAAGCCUCUUACAUGGGAAAAGAUAACCUGCAGAGACUACACACUAAGGUCCAGGAAAUCAAAGUUGAACUGAAUGGCCUUGGGGACAGCAUAGAGGAGAUCCGGAGCAUCAGCAGGCAGCUUCACACUCGCCUACGUCAGAUACCAAACUGCAGCAGCAUCCCAUUUGAGAGUGAAGCUGAUGCUCUCAUGGAUCAGUGGCUGGAUUUGUCGGAAAGAACAGAUUCUUAUCUCGAAAAUUUGCAUGUUGGCUUGGCUCUGUGGGAUGGAGUCCUUCAGCUGGGGACAGAAGUGGAGAGCUGGACAAACAAUACACUCACAGUGUUUGCUCAGUGUCCAUCCUUUCAGACUGAGGAUGACAUCAAAUCAUUGAAGAAUGAGAUUGCAACUCAGGAGGAGAGCAUACAGCGUUUCCAAAGAAGAGCCACUGAGAUUCAGUCACUGCUUCAAAGUACAGAGCCUCCACUGGAGCUACAGGUGGUGGAUACCCAGGUGAGGAAAAAGAUAGAACAGCUGAAAGAGCUUGUUUCUGAAGCUGAAGAUGUGUACAGACAGAUGGUGACUACUAAGGGGCAAAUUACUGGGAGAAUGGAAGAAUGUCUGACUUCCCUCCAGAUGAUUCAAGAAUCACUCCUCACUCUUAGUGGUCCCAGUGUUGCAGCAGUCCUGGCAAAACUUAAGGAACUAUGUUGGCAGCUUCACACCCAGGAUGAGCACGCAGAGAGUCUGCAGGAGGAUGUGCGUGUUAUAACCUCCAUAUCAGGUCCAGAGAGCCUUCUGAGUCUGUCUGUGAAUGAGAUUCAGCUUCAAGAGCAAGUCCGAAACACUCAUCAGCUUUUCUCCAAAGUAGAAGAACAGACUGAGAAGAACAUCCAGGAUCUCGACAGGCUGCAAACAGAGACUGACCAUCUGGAACAAUGGCUUCAUGCUGCUGAGGAAAAAACAGCAAAGGAGGAGGAUCUUAGUCACUUACAAGAGGAAGCACUUCAACAAAGCAUGAGGACAGAGCUCCUCAGUCAACUUGUUUCUUCUUUACGAAGCAGCAACCUUCAUCAGUUGGCGCUGCUGAAAGUGAGUGGAAAGCUGAUAGAACGAUACCACAACUUCCACACUCACUUAUUAGGGGACCUAAAUGGGAUGCAGUUCUCUCUGAGCAAGGACAUCGAGGCAUUUCAGGAUUUAGCCAAGUCCACACAGUCAUGGGUCGAGGAUCUGAGACAAAUUGUUGACUCUCCUCUUGUUAAAAGCCCUGGGAGCCUGAGUCCUAUAGAGCAGAGACUUCACUGUGCUCAAGUUGUGUUAAACGCGACAACAGAGGGGGAGACUCGCCUUGAAGAGCUCAGAGUUACUGGAGACAGUUUGAACUGCAAACUGUUGACUGGAGAUGACCUGAAACACGGAAUUCAGGAAACCAUUCAGACAACAGAGGAGCAGUGGAAGAACCUUCUACAGUCAGUUGAGCCUCACUACAGUGUUCUCCAAGCUGAUCCACAGCUCACUUCUAUCUACCUGGCCCGGAGACAGGAGGCCUGCCUCAGAGUGGAAGAGCUGCACCAUCAAACUGAUCAGCUUCCCAUUUUAUUCCCAUGGCCUGGCACAGCUGAGCGUACACAAACCUGCCUUCUUGCCCACGAACUAUGGGAGGAAGCUAAUUCCUUGCAGUUAACACUCACCAGCCUGUCUGAACAGAGAAAGGAGCUGGCUGAUAGAACCAGCAAUUCCAUCUGGAAAGAUCUCCUCUGGAAUGAGGUAGACACUCGCUGGUCUUCACUGAUGGCUAAGCUGAAGGGUGUGAGCUCCUGCCUCGAGGAAGGUGUGAGUAAUGAGCAACACUUUAGCCAGUUGCUGCAGGACUGCCAUCAUAAAUUGGCAUCCCUACAGGAAAGGAUGUCAGUCUGUCAAGCCAAAAAAGAAAGUUCAGCUGGACUAAAUACUGAUGCACCAGGUCUGGAGGCUUUGCUAGAAGAAAUAACAGACAUUGAAAAAGACAUUUUAGAACUUGCAACACUCAAGGACUCUAUCAUAGUCAGUUCCACAGGGGAGGCUCAGGCAAGUCUCUCUCAGCAAGUCAGCAAUCUCCAAUACCACAAGAGGGUGCUAGAAAAUGACAUCAGAGAAAAUCUAGGACUCUUUAAUAGGAAUCAAAGAAUUCAGCAAAUGAAAGAAGAAGCCUCCUUUUUACAGAGAGCACUGAAAGACCUGACUGAAAAUGUAGGGGAUCUGUGUGGGACCCUUGAAGUGUUGCCUGAUAUCAUCCAUCUGAAACAACAGUGGUGUGCUAUAAAGGACUUGGACAUCAUGCUAACAGAGUUGGACACAAGAGUUAACAAACUGCAAAGGACAAAGGAAUCAAGCAUGAUGCAGGAAAUUCUUCCCGCAGAGAUCAUUUCGAAUAUCACUGCACUUUUUAAGGAUCUUGGCAGCCUCACAUCUAUUUUUCAACAAAAGAAGAAGGAAUGUGCAGAAAACACUGCCAACAAGAUGACAGAGGUCAUCAGCCAACUGCAGCAGUGGAGCCAGAGAACACAAGCCAAGCCAGCAUUACUCAGCCAGGCAGCUCUGGAUGAAGGUUUGCAGCUUCAACAAGCACUUUAUGAAGUGCUCUCAGAAAAACACUUUGUUCUGGACUGCCUGGGAGCAAAAGUGACAAAGGAAUUGGAGGAAAGUGCUUCAAGUGUUCUUAAUGAAAGUGAAACUACAGUUGAAACCCUCUCUAAACGCCUGGUCAGUCACAGUGGCAGUGAUGUGCAACUAGAAAAUGUAGAGCUGUUGAGCAGAAGUAAAAGUAAAACACCACAGUCAUCUUCAGCUGAUGAAACUUCAGUCAUGGGUCCGUCUUCUGCAACAGACAUCAAGGAAAACUCAGAAAGGUGUCAGAAUGACAACAAAAUGAGCACUAACGUCACUUUCCAUGCUUCAGAAACAAGUCAACCUUCCACUGAGCCUGUCACAGACAUGUCAGAAGGAUUAAAUGUGGAAGCUGAUGCCAGCAAGCAAGACAAAGCAUACAUUCCAAUGCAAAAAGUAGGCAUUUCUGUCAUGGGUGCGAGUCGCCUUACAGAAAAAGAUGAUGACGCCUUCGUCCCUAUUCAAGUCCCAGGUUCAAAAAUUUCAGAUGUUUUACACUCAAAGGCCCAGCAAGAAUCACACCACUUAACAUUCACUCCCCAAAAUCUAAACCUGAAUAUUGGGUCAAAAGCUGAUAAAGGAAGAUUGUACACUGACACCAGCCCUCAAAGCAGCAAGCACAAGACACUCUCUGGAGAUAACACACAGAUGUUAAGGUUAGACUUGCUUCCCACUCUCAAUAAGACCUUAACAACUCAGGAAGCAAACACUCAACCAUUGGAGGCAGACACUGCUUUGCCAAAGCCAGAAGACAGUUCUGUUUCUACCACUGAAAAUCUGUCUGAGCAUCUGACAGUACAGCCAGAGAUCACUACAAAUGCCAAAUGCCAGGACAUCGGUGUGACCACAAAGAAAGUGUUUACAAUUGUGUUGGAUGUAGAGCCAAUGGACAUACAGCGAAGCGAAAAUGCUAGUGCCUCCAAUCUAGAUGCACGGAGAUGUUCUCCAGAAACAGAGCUGUGUAAUGCAGCAUUCACAGAAUUGCCAAAUACAGGAUUCCCUGACAAGAAACCUGAACCCUUUACAACUCCAGUUAGCCUAGAAUCAGACAUGAACAGCUGUCAUUUAGCAGCACAGUCAGAGACAUUUACGGCAGUCACUAAUGCUCAACAACAACAAAUGCACUGUGAGGAUGUCUGUUGGAGCCCAGACAAAAUAUUUACUAUAGUGUUGGAUAUGGAGCUGCAGCCAUGGGACAUGCAACAAAGAAAAAUUGAAGGAGCCAGCAGUCCAGAUGUGCACAGAUGUUCACAGAGAGUGGAGCUCUGUGAUGCACAGCUCACUGAAGUUUCAAACGAGGGAUUCCCUGAAAAAAAAUCAGGUCUCAUUCCCACAUUAAGCAUUCCUGUAUCAGAUAAAACAGAUUUUAAAAGCCAUUACUUGAGUUCUGAACCAAACUCUUUGAUGUUAGCAGAUGCAGAGCUUGAGGAGGUAACAUCUGCAAGUGCCAAACUUCCACGUAAAGAACACCACAUAGUGUGCGAAUUAAAGCAUAAUGAGGUGUUGACUUCCAUCAAAUCAUGUAACACUGUUGCUGAAUACCAGCUCACUCAUACAGAUGCAACAGAAACAACAUUUCCAGAUGUCAAACAGGAAAAGAUGACAGAUUUCUGUCAUUCUGAGAAACAAACAGUGGGCUCAGUGUUGUUCAGUGUUGAGGAUUCUGUACAACAUGGAGAGGAACAGGUGACGGUUGCUGAUCCUGCACUGAACACGAAGACAUCAAAUGAGGAGAUAGAAGAAGGAAAAAACACAGAAGAAGCAAAUGACACGGAAUGCAUAGAAAGCAACCACUCAAAAGUGACAGAGAGACGAGACAUUGCUACGCUAUCAGAAGAAAAAAGUGAAUGGACGUUGCCUGCAGCGCUGGGGGAUAUGGGGGCAACACAGGGACAGAACCAAGAAAGCAUGGAGCCAGAGAGGACAGCGCUGUGUCUAUCAGCUGAUCUCGCUGCUGCAGAGACAAUAGGUGGAUCAACAAAGUCCUCCAAACACAGGUCCACCAUGCAGGAUGUUUUGUCUGAGAUCCAAAGCUUGGUCGAAAGAAGUAACAUAAUAAAUAGAACACCGCACAUUGAUUUAAACUGGUAUCUGAAGUCCUCUCUUGGUGAACCAGAGAUUAGGUUGGUACGGACUGUUCAACAAAUUUUGGCAUGUCGUUAUCAACCAGCACAACUCAGUGUCCCAGCUAUGACCAAACAACUGAGUGAGGCAGAGGAAUACAGGCACUGUGUGCAGCAGCAAGUGGCUACAAUGAAAAACAUAAGUACUACUGUGGUUUGUGACCCAAAUGCCUUAAAGAAAGCUGAAGGUCAAUGGAAUGCUGCACUGCUCGAUGCCUCUGCCACCGUGCAAGUUAAAGCUGCACAGCUGGAUCAGGUCAAACAGUACCAUAGACAGAUGAAGAUCACCAGAGCUUUUCUGGAGGUUUUAGCUGCUGAGAAAGAAAAAAUGAGCUUAAAUGCUUUGGGAAGCAGUGCCCUUCAGGCUGAAAAACUCCAUGUUCUGUUGCAAACCAUGGAGAAGAAGAAAGGCAUGAUGGAAGACUUACUCCGAUGCAGCGGCCAGUUGUCAGUCCACUUGAGUGAUGCUGAAAGUUCAGGUGCUCUUCUCGCUCAGCUUGGAGAUGUUCAGGAGGAAUGGAGACUUCUAGAAGGAAAGAUGGAGCAACUCCACAUUAGCAUCCUCAGCCAGUUGCUGGUUGGAAGAGCUGUGCUGGAGGCUCAGGCCCAACUCAGGCUGGAGACCUUGCAGAGGUGUGAAAUAAGACAACAAAGCCACAGAAAGUGUCACGAAGACAUCCGACAGCAUCUUUCAGGGUUUGAAGCCAGGCUUUCAGAAUGUGCUACAGAACAAGUGGUGUCAUAUGACAAAUGCGUUGCCCAGCAAAGAAAAGUUAAGCUUCUGAUGGAAGAUAUUCACUGCCUUGCUGGGAUGAUAGAGGAGCUGAGAGCUGGAUGUCCGAUGCAGGGUUGUGGGGUUGGAAAGGACGGCGAGCUUGGUGCUCUCUGGAGACGAUGGGUAUCAUCACGACGAGGUGUCGGCCUCCUGAUGGCACACACAGAACAGAGAGGAGAGGAAUGGAAGGACAUUACUACAAGUAUGGAGCAGUGUUGCAGCUUUUUGACCAGUCUUCAGGCUGAGAUUCCAGACUCUUCCAUUGUUAGCUUCACUCAAGAUGAAACCCAGGAGCUUCUCACCCAGGCCGAGGUGUACCAGGCUGGUUUAGAGCAGGAGCAGCAGGCUUUAACGUUCCUGGAGCAUCAACUGGAACACGCCCUGAGCUUAUCCACUUCCCAGGAUUUCAUCAGCCCUGGACCUAUAGGCAAAACCCUGGUGAAGAUCCAAGAGAAUGUCAGGAGCUUGAAAGAGAGAAACCUGCUGGUUGUAGCUGCAGCCCAGGCAGAGGAGAAAGAGAGACAGCAAUACCAAGAGGAGAUAGGAGAGGUUGAGAAACAUAUGCUCGCCAUUCUCCUGGCUCUGGAAGCAUGUUCAACUCCAAACAAAAGACAGGAGCUCAGGGAGGAUUUGUCCACCCAGAAGACCAAGCUUAAGUGUGUCAUGGACCGUGUACAGAGCCGAUAUGCAGAGAUUCCCACUGAUAUUGGAAGGCUGAUACAAGACGUUCAGCUGACUCUACAGAGAGCAGAGCAGAUGCUCAUGGAUAAGAACAGCCCAGUUGCAAAACUGGCAAACAGAGUGAUUCAGCUGGGUUCUGGUCUGGAGAAAGUGAAAGAAUUACUGGAGCAGAGAAAUCCAACAGUCAGUGAAGCACGAAAUGUCCUCAAGCAAGUGUGGGAUGAGCUGGAUAUAUGGCACAGCAGCCUGAUGCUCUUGGAGAACGAGGUGCAAGAUCUCGCAGAGGAACAUCCGGAUCAAGCCCAACUUCUCACUGACCAACUCACCCAGCCACUGCAGCUCUACCAAAAUGCAUCGCAGAUGGCUGAGCGCCACACUGCCUUCCUCAGCAAGAUCCCGGUCUGUCUUCAGGAGUUUGAAGACAUACUCAGCAGUGCCACCUGCUGGUUAGGAGAGGCCCAGUUGUGGCUCAGUACUCCCUGCUUGUUCACAACAGCCAGAAGCCUUCAGAAUCAUGCCAAGUCCUUGCAGUUGGUGCUGGAAGACUCCGAGAGGAUCAGUCACACACUUGAGGACUUCAGGCCAGUGCUAGCUGAGGUUUCUACUGUGUGUGAUAUGAGUAGCCAUGCGGAGAGACUGAACCAGACUGACCAACAAGUCCAGAAAAUGCAAUGCAAUGUCCUUGAGCCCCUGGAGCAGCUGCUGCAGGCUGUUGCAAUGGUGGAGGAGAUGGAAGCUGAACUGAAAACUAUAGAGAAGAAUAUCCCGAAAAUCAAAACGAUUUUAUCCUCUGUGGACAUCUCCAACAUUACUCCAAUGGAACAUUUUCACAACCGAGAGGUGAUCCUGGCCAAUGUGCGGUCAAUGCAGAGGACACUGGAGGAGAUAGAGAAAUGCAAAGGAGAGCUUCACAUCCCACAAGAAGCAAAUGAAAGUUUGCUGGUCUUCUCCAGAGCCAGACUACUCCUGCAGCCACUCGAGGAGCUAGAACAACUCACCCAGCAACAAGCAUCACUGCUGGAGGUACAGCACAAAAUCUGA
Acanthochromis polyacanthus (spiny chromis) is the source of this 8568-nucleotide messenger RNA. Its product is annotated as nesprin-2-like. Lineage: Eukaryota; Metazoa; Chordata; Actinopteri; Pomacentridae. Bases 1 to 8568 code for a protein of 2855 amino acids. The record is from RefSeq and is a predicted model, not a curated record. The transcript has 35 exons.